Messenger RNA from Dentiscutata erythropus, 666 nucleotides. The record is from the annotation of a GenBank genome assembly. NCBI's taxonomy places the organism in Eukaryota, Fungi, Glomeromycota, Glomeromycetes, Diversisporales, Gigasporaceae.
AUGUCUGCGAAUUGUUCAAUGCAUGCCGGGAGUUGGACAAAGCUAACUUUGACUGAGUUGAAGGACUUGUGUGCAGCUUGUGGCCUCUCCGUAGAGAAUAAUAAAGAAGAGCUAGGUAAAAGACUACAUGCUUAUUUUGACAAGAGAAGAGAUAAAGGGCCGGAGGUGCAGUUGAAGAGGAGUAAUAGAAGACAAGAACUGGGGCCCAGAAAUGCUGAUGAUAGGACAGGAAAAGCAGUAGAUGUGGACUUGGAUGAAGAUAUAGGUGGUGAGGUUGAGGAUGAUUUAGAUAAAGACUCACAGAAAGCAGAUAAUAGGAUUAGAGAGGAAUUUGCAGCGUGUUUUAGAGGAAAAGAGAAAGUAAAGUCAGUUCCUGCUGACGUUUUUCUGAUUGCUUUAAAUAGCAUUAAAAGAAAGAUGGAUAGGAAUUUCUCAGCAUUGUAUAGGGAGAUUGAAGAAGGAGAUGUGUUAGAUGAAGCUUGGCCAAAAGUUAAAUUAUCAAGACCACGUAACCAGCACGAGUACGAUUUUUUGGCAAAGAUUGGUAAAUGUUUGGAUAAAACAAUCAGGAUGUUGCCGGAGUCUAAUAGAAAAGAAAUUGUUGGUGUGCGUGAGAAAGUUGAAUCAAGGGCUGCUACUCUGAGAUUAGCAGAUAACAGAGGAUGA